UCCGUCACUUUUUAUUCCGAAAUAAGGAAAAAAAGAUCUCUCAGUAGCUCUAUCCAAUACUACCCCACUGUUGUCAUUCUGAAUCAUCAGAGACAAAUCGAUUUUCGCCUCUGCAACAGAGAGAGAAUUCCAGCAUAUCAGGGGAUCGAUCAUAUAUUUCUGGAGUGAGGUAGGAAGCAUGUAUCAAAAACAGGAUGGCACAAAGCAUCAACACACAGUCAGCUCCCAACCUUGGUGGCGUGGUAUUGGGCAUGAUCCCAUAUCUACAGAUGUCUUACGGGAAACCACCACGAGUUUGUCACCAUCCAACAAUUCAAGUGACAGUUUAGAAACCGAAACCCGAAAAUUCCUAGUCAAGGAUGGGCUGGAUGAGGGGAAUGAUGUCAACAAAAAAUUAGAAAUCUCUUUGGUGUCACAAUCAGAUGGAAAAUCUGGACAAGAGCAGCAGCAUGCCGCAUUCUUUACGCCUCAAACAAUGGGUGAAUACCUCACUCCACCUACCCAGCUAGGACUUCUUGGCCACUCAAUUGCAUGUGCAUCAUAUCAAUAUUCUGAUCCAUAUUAUGGGGGAGUAAUGCCUGCUUAUGGACCUCAGGCUUUGGCACAUUCUCAUUGGCUUGGAGUGCUUCCCGCUAGAAUGGCCUUGCCCCUUGAGAUGGCAGAGGAACCUGUUUAUGUGAAUGCCAAGCAGUACCAUGGAAUUCUGAGGCGAAGACAGUCACGUGCUAAGGCUGAGCUGGAAAGGAAACUAAUAAAGUUAAGGAAGCCCUAUCUUCAUGAGUCUCGGCACUUGCAUGCAAUGAGGAGGGCAAGAGGUUCUGGUGGCCGUUUCCUGAACACGAAGAAGCUUGACAGUAACGACAUUGGACCUGACAAAGGCACCAUCAGUCCCGGUGGAACUGUUUCGACGCAUCCCUUCAAUUCAUUGCACUCUGAACGGUCCAACUUUUCUGGGAGUGUGCAUUCAUCCUCUGGUCAUGAUCAUAUGGAAGUUACAGGAAUUCAUGUGCAGGAAAUGCACCGACCACAGACAUACUCCAAUGCCAUUGGCAACGACGGCUGGUACAGAAGAAGGUGAUAUAGGUCAGGGCAGCAUCAUCAAAGACUUACUGUGAAUGGGGCUCAGAGAGCCCUGACCAUCAAAUGAACCAUCUCUAUAAUGAGUUAUGGCAAGAAAGCCCGUUUUAGCUUUGAGGGUGUUCUAUAAUCUAUACCCUCAGAAUUCAAAGUGAUAUUCAUCUCUCUAGCCGUCAAGCGAGUUCCUCAUAUCAUUUUGGUAUGAGCCAUCUUUCUAUAAUUUCACUCUGCUGUUCCUCAUUGGUCUACAGGCAAAGCUGAAGACUUUAUUACCCUAAUGGCUAGGAGAUAAGAUUCUCCACCACCGAAAUAUAUAACUUUUCACCACCUUGUUUAUGUGGUAAGGUGGUCUCCCACUAGCUUUAAAGUUUUUUUUUAUUUUUAAAAAAUAAAAUAAGGUGGGUGACCAUUUUGCCACAUAAAUAAGGUGGUGAAAAGUUGUAUAUUUAGGUGGUGGAGAAUCUAUAUCUUAUAGGAUAGUUGUGAUUUUUUUUUUUUUCAAAGAACUUAUGAUUUUCUGCUAUAUAAGAUAGUUGUGUUUUUAGUUGUGUGAAAAGUUGAUAGGAAAUAAUAUCUCAAUGGCUAGAGAGGGGUAAAACCCUGCUUGGCUUGGCUUGUAUUAAUUGUGUAAUUGGGAUGGGGAUGGUAAAGGCGGCAAAUCAUUCUUGUUUUCCGCUGUUAUAUAGUGUGCCAUGGCAUUUAUAUAUCCUUGCUUUUCUCCCAUGUACAAAGAAAGUGGUUACAAUAGGCAUUUUGUUUGAAUGAGUAAUGAGAGUAUUUUUGUGGCUUA
Molecule: messenger RNA, 1867 nt
Organism: Alnus glutinosa
Lineage: Eukaryota; Viridiplantae; Streptophyta; Magnoliopsida; Fagales; Betulaceae
Product: nuclear transcription factor Y subunit A-1-like
Exons: 6
Coding region: 179-1078 (299 amino acids)
Biological process (GO): regulation of transcription by RNA polymerase II
Cellular component (GO): CCAAT-binding factor complex
Molecular function (GO): DNA-binding transcription factor activity, RNA polymerase II-specific; RNA polymerase II cis-regulatory region sequence-specific DNA binding
Source: RefSeq, a predicted model, not a curated record